Molecule: messenger RNA, 885 nt
Organism: Tarenaya hassleriana
Lineage: Eukaryota; Viridiplantae; Streptophyta; Magnoliopsida; Brassicales; Cleomaceae
Product: probable calcium-binding protein CML17
Exons: 1
Coding region: 323-817 (164 amino acids)
Molecular function (GO): enzyme regulator activity; calcium ion binding
Source: RefSeq, a predicted model, not a curated record
GUAAAAGAUUUUAUAGUGUUCAAUCGAAGGAUUUUAUAAUGUUUGGUUACAUUUUACGAAAUUAUUAGAAUGAAUCUAACAUUAGCCAAAAUGCUGAUAAUUACUCGGUCGGAGUUUGAUCCCUAGUAAGCAGGAAGAUCCGACAAAAGUGGAUAUAAAUGAAGAACAGGAACCCGUCAACGAUUAAUCGAUCAAAACCCAGAAAUUGAUUCCCUUUUUCCUGUUCGUUUUUACAAUAUCUUGAUCUCAGAAUCCACCACCGGACAUUUCCGCUCGUGUUUCCCUCGUAAUUUGAGAAGAUAAAACUUGUGGGUCAAGUAACAUGAGCGAUAAGCUUUCGGAGAAGCUCGACGACGAACAAAUCUCCGAGCUCCGGGAGAUUUUCCGAUCAUUCGAUCGGAACAAUGACGGAAGCCUAACCCAGCUCGAGCUCGGAUCUCUUCUCCGAGCCCUAGGACUCAAACCGAGCCCCGAACAGCUCGAGAAGCUGAUCCAGAAAGCCGACACGAACAACAACGGUCUUGUCGAGUUCUCCGAGUUCGUGGCCCUCGUCUCGCCUAAGAUCUUGUCGGCGACGAUGCCGUACACGGAAGAUCAGCUUCUCCGGCUGUUCAAGAUAUUCGACACCGACGGAAAUGGGUUCAUCACGGCGGCCGAGUUGGCUCACUCGAUGGCCAAGCUGGGACAUGCUCUCACGGUGGAGGAGCUCACCGGUAUGAUCAAGGAGGCCGACACCGACGGUGACGGUCGGAUUAAUUUCCAGGAGUUCGCCAUGGCCAUCAACUCCGCCGCCUUCGAUGAUUCUUCUUUUGAUUGAAUUGCUUCUUCAUCCAUCUCCCCUCACACUUUUUUUUUUUGUUUCUUUACGAUUACAGUUUGAAAGAA